UCAGUCGAGUAAAAAUCCUCUAACGCUUUCGUAUGAGUGGUACGAGUAAAAGAGAGUCAAUAGGAGCUAAAACAAUAAAUAAAUAAAUAAUAACAAUAAAAGAUUUGUGAUCUGUGCAAAAGAUAAGAGAGAAAGAGAGAGAGAAGUUGUGGUUGAGUGGAAGAGAAUGGGGCAAGGGGCCAUGGGGGUUGAAUAGGACAUGGGUAUGGGUAUGGGCAAGUGCCGGUGCCGGUGCCAGGGUGCUGAAGAAGGAUGAACGAGGGAGAUGGCGAAUGGGGGAAGGGAACGGGAGACGCAAACGCUGAAAUCAGCUCAACCGAUCGAUAGGAUAAAUGGAUGCGUGCGAUUGGUAGCCAGGGUUGAAAAUCGAUAUGAUGGAAAAGGUGAACGAGGGGGGCAACCCUACUCUCGACUGUAUUCUAUCCUGCAAAUACUAAGCCAUACCCAGCCGGCGGGUACGUACUACGUACACGGUUGAACCCCACACACCCGGAUAGGGAAUGGAGCAAAGACCGAAAUAUCGAUUUUUAGGUCCCUACCGAGGCGGUUCGAUGCUCAUAUCUGCCCCGUGUCCCGUCCGCUAAGCGCCUUUCAAAACACUCAGCGUCGACUCUACGCAAUUCACUAACGUAUUUCAAUGUUUUUGAUCAAUUUCGUCGUCUAACUCAUACACCAACAGCCACCUCAUCAUCGUUUACUCGUGAUUGGAUUUUGACAUUGUGACACUCGCUGAAUAUCCACGGAUCGCCAAUUAAAGGGAUAUUCCAAUAAUCGACGAGCUAUGUCGUCGUCAGAAAAAAUGGCGAUCGCUGCAUCGGAGAAUUAUCAACUGAAGUGGCACAGUUAUGGAGCUCAUCUUCACAGCUCUGUCGCAACACUUUUGCACUCCGAGUCAUUUGCCGAUGUUCUACUGGCUACAUCGUGUGGACGUCACGUUGCUGCUCAUCGCUUUGUCCUCGCCGCCUGCUCUUCCUAUCUCAGUCAUAUUUUUCAAACAUGCCAUUUUGGAGCCAAUACCAAUGCUCCAAUUAUUGUGGUUCUACCAACAGAAAUUGGCUAUCGAACCCUUAAAAUUCUCAUUCAAUACAUGUACAGCGGUGAAGCAACCGUUACCAAUGACCAAUUGGAGGGAGUUUUGAAAGCCGGUGAUAUUCUGCGGGUGCGUGGCUUAUGGCGAUCAAAUUCCACGAGUAAAAAGGAGAAUAUUCAGUCGAAUAAUCAAAAAGUUGAGAGGGACAAAAAGGAGCAGCAGUCGGCGUCAGGUCAGAUUCAGAAGAUAAAACUCGUUCAGCCAACUGCGUAUGAAAAGUCUGGUAAUGCGGCUGCUGCAACUGGUGAUGGUACGGCUCAAUCAUCAGCACCAACUUCCACAACCGCUAAAUCAACAACAGCUACAACAACCGCAACAACAACAACAAGCACGGUGCCAACGCAAACGCCUAUUCAAUCGUCGUCCACGGUUGAAAAGAAAAACACUCAAAAUGAUAAGUCGAGUGACGAGAACAAGACAAGGAAUGACACACCAGAGAGGAAAAAACUAGGUCUUAAUGAAGAGAGCAAGAGUAAUGAUCAGAAUAAGAAUAAGGAGAAUUUCGAGGGCAAUGCCAAAAAGCGGCGGAGUAACAAUAGCAAUAGUGAAGCGGAGUCCAACAAGUCGAGUCGAAGUGAUGGAGAAAAUGCUGAAUUGAAUUUGGAAUUAUUAGUGAAAGAUGAGCCAAUUGAUUGGGAAGAAUCGAUGGAUCCAUCUGAAUCCUUGACAAUAGAUCAUGAAAUUGACAUCAAACCGGAAAUCGUACACAGUGGUGAUGAAGAUGGAGAUAUGGAGGAAGAGGAAUACACUCCUUUGACCUGUGACAUGUGCAGUCAAACAUUCAAUCGUCCCUCAGAUUGGGUGAGACACAUUGAAUUCACCCACGCCGAUAUGACAGAAAAUCGGAGGAAAAAAAGAAAGGGAGAUGAUGAUGAUGGUAAAGAUUUUCCACCCUUAAAAUGUGAUCUGUGUGGCAAUAUGUACCCAACACCACAGGAAUGGGUUCGUCACAUUCAAACUGAACAUACAGAGGAGCAAUUGGCUCUUAUGAACAACUCAGCCCCUCCAAAACCUAAGCGUAUCCAUAAUCAUCAGAAGCUCUGCAACAUAUGCCAAAAGGUAUUUCCAAGUCAUGCAUCGAUGGUCAUUCAUCAGCGAACGCAUACCGGUGAAAAGCCAUUUCUUUGUUCAUACUGUAAAAAAGGAUUCAAUGUUAAGAGUAAUCUACUGAGGCAUCUGAGAACGCUGCACGAUAAAUUUGUGCAUCCAAGUCUGUACGGCAGUAAUGGGAGUAAAAAUACCUAGGCGGAAUUGGGCGAUUCCGCCUCCUCGGAUUGAAAUAACAAAACACACGUGAAAUUCCAACAAUCCAUUUAAACAUUAAUUAAACAAAAUAUGAGAAAUGCUCAAUAGCAUGGCAGUGAUUGAAUUUAAAAAAUAACAAAAUACAAUAUAUGAUGGGGAGACAUUUUAAAAUAUUGCCUUGACACAUGGCAACUUUAAUUUACCAGUGGUUUUCUUUCUCUUUGAAGAUCAUUAUUUUGUCUUUCACAAUAUACAUUUCCAUCGAUCGAAUGUAACCAGAUUAACCACAGUUGAUUACUCAUUUAUUUGGUAAUUUUUUAAUUCAGUAUCCAAUUUAUCGAGUGGAGUAAAUUACCGUCUAUAUUCAUGAGAAAUGUCGAAUUAGUGGUAAUAUAAUUAUACUAUUCAGUUUGAAUUUUUCCUUUAUCCUGGUUACAUGGAUAAUAAAAAAUAAUUGAAUCACGAAUUUUCCACACCAAAGAGGCUGAUCAUUAUUGCCAAAAUAGAGGGAGAAGCAACUUUGACUUGUGAAUUUGAAAUGUGGAAAACAAUCUCUUUAAUUAUUACAUCAAAUUAUCUUAAGAACCUACUUAUUGAAUUUACCAAAGAUUUAAGUGAUCCAUAAUUAGUCUGGAUAGAACAAGUACCUCGAGAGUGUAUGGAUACAAGUGUAAGUGAGGUAAUGAUGAUAAAACCAGAAAGACAGGAACGAUGAAUGACUCAAAUGGAGUAUAAAGGGCGUUUUUUUGCAAAUAAUGCAAAUUGUAAUAUAUGAUUAAGUAUUUUUUCUCCUACCCUAACUUUAAAACAUAUUAUUCUCCAUUCAGAAACGAAUGAAAAAGAAAUUAAAAGUAGAGAUUAAUCGAAGAAAAUUAUUCUUAAGAUUCUCAUCACAAUUAUAAAGUACUUCAAGGCUAUUCAAUCGCCCCCUCCCCCCUCCCCCCCUCCAGUUCGUAAGUUAAUUAUGUAUUUUUAUAUUAAAGUAGCCUAUAUAAAGUAUGAAAUAGGGUUGAAGGUUUGAGGUGAAAUUGAGAGUGGAGAGUAUCUUGAAAUUUUGUGUAGGCCGAUUUCCAUGGAGGAUCGAGACAGGAAACAGUACAUCUGAGAAAUUUAAAUAACUCUUUCUUUAAUGAAAAUUGUAUUAUAUUCUUAUGUAUUUCAAAAAAAAAGAGAAGAUGGACAUUUUACAGUAAAUGAUCCUAUGAAAAAACUAGAGUCGCAGUUGACAGAGCGGUGAGCAUUUUUACUCAUAACUUUGAGAUGAAAAAUGUUCAACAUGAAUAUACAACUUUUUUGUUCAGCAAAUUAUGAAACGAAUUGACCAACUACACAAUAUUGUAGCGUCAAUUGACUUUAUGUUAGUACUGCGACGAGCCAAACUUAACUUUUAAAUGUAAAAUUUGAAUAAUAUAUUAUAUUGGAAAAAUACUCAUUUUUAUGUUAUGAAAAA
Messenger RNA from Fopius arisanus, 3785 nucleotides. RefSeq names its product zinc finger protein 836. Bases 782 to 2335 code for a protein of 517 amino acids. The transcript has 6 exons. Gene Ontology annotation, cellular component: nucleus. Gene Ontology annotation, molecular function: protein binding. Gene Ontology annotation, biological process: regulation of transcription by RNA polymerase II. NCBI's taxonomy places the organism in Eukaryota, Metazoa, Arthropoda, Insecta, Hymenoptera, Braconidae. The record is from RefSeq and is a predicted model, not a curated record.